This is a messenger RNA of Phacochoerus africanus (Common warthog), 1834 nucleotides long. RefSeq names its product TUB like protein 3 (gene TULP3). The transcript is spliced from 11 exons. The coding region runs from base 81 to 1475 and encodes 464 amino acids. Gene Ontology annotation, cellular component: cilium. The record is from RefSeq and is a predicted model, not a curated record. Lineage: Eukaryota; Metazoa; Chordata; Mammalia; Artiodactyla; Suidae. Gene Ontology annotation, biological process: protein localization to cilium.
GCGGGGUCCCUGGACCCGGGUGGCCCCCGCUGCGGCCGCGUCGCGGGUGUGGACCCGGUCGCAGCUCUCCCGGCGGCGGGAUGGAGGCGUCGCGCCGCCGCCCCGGACCCCGUGGGGACAGUGCCUUUGAAGAUGAGACCAUGAAGCUUCGGCAGCUGAAACUGGAUAAUCAGAGAGCACUGCUGGAGAAGAAGCAGAGGAAAAAGCGCCUGGAGCCGCUCAUGGUCCAGCCGAACCCCGAAGCCCGGCCGCGUCGGUCCAGGCCAAGGGGCAGUGAGGAGCACACGCCCCUGGUGGAACCUCAGGCUCUGCAUGAUGGCGUCGUUCUGCACGGCAUUGACGGUCCUGCUGCCUUCCUGAAGCCAGAUGCUCAAGAUUCGGAAAGCGGACUUCAUGUUCUCUCAGUGGGAUCUUCUGUCACAGAGGAGGAGCCUGAAGGAAGUGCCUCGGGGGAGAAGACCGGGGGCCCUGCCUCCAAACCAGAUCUUCAGGACAUUCUCCAGAGACAUGGUAUCUCAGGGAGUUUGAACUUUGAUGAGGAGGACACUGACGGGGAGGAAGAAGAAGGGAAAAAAUUAAGUUCUCAUUCACCAAAUUCAGAGGCAGAGAGACCCAGUUCUGCAUCCAGCCAGAAACCAACCACAGAUACAGCAGCUUCUGGGACGGCAGCCCAGCAAACUGAUAACCAGCUGGGAGAAAUAGACAACUUGGAGGGCUUCGCAUACAGCCCUGCCCCUCGAGGUGUCACAGUCAAGUGUCGCAUCACCAGGGAUAAAAAAGGAAUGGACCGGGGUCUCUUCCCCACCUACUAUAUGCACUUGGAAAAGGAUGAAAAUCGGAAGGUAUUUCUUCUUGCAGGUAGAAAGCGGAAAAAGAGCAAAACGUCCAACUACCUUAUUUCCACUGAUCCAACAGAUUUAUCUCGUGAAGGGGAGAGUUACAUUGGCAAACUCAGAUCCAACCUCAUGGGGACCAAGUUUACAGUUUAUGACCACGGUGUCAGCCCAACCAAGGCACAGGGUCUGGUGGAGAAGACCUACACCCGGCAGGAGCUGGCUGCCGUCUGUUACGAAACAAAUGUACUUGGAUUCAAAGGCCCCAGGAAAAUGUCUGUGAUCAUUCCAGGGAUGAAUAUGAAUCAUGAACGGAUCCCAUUUCAGCCACGAAAUGACCACGAGAGCCUGCUUUCAAAGUGGCAGAACAAAACCAUGGACAACUUGAUUGAAUUGCACAACAAGUCCCCGGUCUGGAACGAUGACACUCAGUCCUACGUCCUGAACUUUCAUGGCCGGGUCACUCAGGCUUCUGUGAAGAACUUCCAGAUUGUCCAUGAGAGUGACCCCGACUAUAUAGUCAUGCAGUUUGGACGUGUGGCGGACGACGUGUUCACGCUGGACUACAACUACCCGCUGUGUGCACUUCAGGCCUUUGCCAUCGGGCUCUCUAGCUUUGACAGCAAGCUGGCCUGUGAGUGAGAGAAAAGCAGCCCUGGGCUUUCUCUCCCAGAGCUUUCCGGAACAGGCAGCCGCACCCUUGCUUUUGCCCCAGGAUGUGAAGAGUGACAGCCUGCCUCUUUGGGCCUGACCCCUGAAAGCACGUAGUGUGCACACGCACAUGUGUGUACACAUGUAUGUACACCCCUCCUCUGGGGCUCGCAGCCUAACCUGGGUGAGAGCUUGCCCAGCACCUGCCCGGCAGCUUCUGCACCUCCAGAGGCCGAGUCCUGUUCUUGGAAACCUGCAGCCAGAACCAGCUUUUCUAAUGAUCAGGUUCUCAGGCCUCUCUCUCUCUCUCUCUUUUUUUUUGCUUUUUAGCGCCGCACCCAUGGCAUGUG